UGUCCCUGUUAGUUUUCGGACGCUAAAAAAAAGACGAAAAAAACCGACGGCGGAGUUAGAAGUCAACAGUUUUUUUCGUCAUGUGUCAGGCGGAGGAGCGUUUAAUACGUUUAAUACGCUGCCCAGCCGGAGCGGAGUCCAGGACAGUGGAAUGAGAGGACCGCGAAAAGUUAUUUAUUCCGUUGACACUUCCAGCCAAGGAUGCUUUGGUUAUUUCCGAGUUUACUCGUUUGGUGUCAUGGCUAUACAUCAGCGCUUACAGUGGAAAGCAGAACCCUGUUAACAUAUGAGGAGUCUUACUACGAAUAUGUGCCAGAUCGAUUGCCAUGGCACAGCGCAGAACGCCUAUGUAACCAGCGCUCAGGGGCCUUAGCCACGGUCUCCAGCGCCUUGGAGAACCAAGAGCUGAGCCGCUUCUUGAAGUCCUUGAACAUCUCCCACCCUGUUUGGAUUACCAGGAAAGUCAUGACACAUUUGAAAAAUCCCAUGGAGACCCUGAUUCUGGAGUUUGUAGGGCGUUCGCACCAGAAGAACGCACGCCUCCUGCACAAAUUUCCGUCCAUGAUGUCUGUGACCGUUUGCACCCGUCUCCGUGUCGAUCCGAGCUGCUUUGGAUUUUCCACCAUUUUCUCUUAUUCCAUCCAGUCAUACAUUAAUGAGUUCCAGCUCCGUGCAAGUUUGAUCCAAGGCAGGCCCGUGCAGCUUGCUCUGCUGGUCCACGGUACUCAUGAGCCCUACCACGAGGCCUUCAGCCAUGAUGGCUCCUGGCACUCGGUCUGUGUCUCUUGGAGCCAAAAUGGAGGACGCUGGACACUGUUUACUGAUGGCUUGCCGGUUGGCAGGGGCAGCGGCUUGCACAGUGGCCAAAGCAUUGGCCCUGAUGGUUUGUUUAUCAUUGGGCAGGAGCAGGACACCUUUGGGGGCUCGUUCAAGAAAGACGAGUCCUUUUGGGGAAGCUUGACGCAGCUGCACAUUUGGGACCGGGUGCUAAACAACAGUGAAAUCCACACUAUGGAAAAGGAUUGCUCACCCAUUUCCUCCGGGCUGGUGUUCAAGUGGAGCAGCACAGCUUUGGAAGUAGAGUCCACGCUGACAAGGCAGUUGGGAGACACCCCUUGUCAAGGUAUAUUUCCCUUGCAGCUCAGGGAUACAGGUACAAGCUUCCUGUCCUAUCACAACUUCUCCCGGGAGGUGGUCCAUGCUCUCCAGGCUGAGUGGUGUGUCACCUUUGACCCUGUUAAUGGGAGCUGGGGUCAGGACAAGUGUGAUUCAUCCAAAGGGGCGGUCUGCCAGUUUCAGAAAGAAGCAAUGGAUGUCUUCAGCUUCCCCAAAACAACAUUCUUCAGCAGACUGAGCAAGGAUCCCUUGGUCAAACCUGUGAUGGACACAAUGAGAGCUAAUGCCUCCUUGUACAGAGACCUGUCCUCUGUGGAACACCUGACAGAAGCUGUCCUACGCAUCAUGGAGACUGGGGGCCCAGACCUCCUCACCCCCAGCGACGUCCUUUACCUUUCCCAGGAAAUGGUCCCAGACAUGGCAGGGGCUAAUGCAGCAGAGGUCAUGGUUUCUAUAGCUUCCACUUACCUGAAGCUGGCUAGUUUGAUGCUAGAGCCCGACAAGGUCACCCAGUGGAUGGGGCUCACGGAAGAUGGGGUCAGUGUGGGGCCAUACACCAUUGUGAGGAGCAUUGACAGACUCACUGAAGCUCUUGCAGAUGUGCUGUCUGCUGAAGGGAGAGGUUUCACUCUCUCCACCAAGAACCUAGAUGUGCACAUGGAAUGGCAGAGACUGUCUCAGGCAAGCUGCCGCCAUGUCUUCAAGCCAUCAACACUUGGCACACACACUGCCAGCAGCAGCCAAGACGAGUUGCUCAUCACUGAUUUUGAGCUCCAGAGACUACACACACUCGGAUAUGAGAAGGUGAUGUUCAUCCAUACCUACUACAGCCGUUUGAAUGAGAUCCUGUCGGGAACAGAGCAGGAAACAUCCUCAAAGAACCAGAACAACAUGGAAGGUCUUAUAGGUCAUCUGACCACUGCUGUCAUCUCAGCUGCUGUGCGAGACCCCUCUAAGGCUCAAACCAUCCCUGUGACGGUCCAGUACACCCUCUCCUCUUCACAUGUGGCGGAGUAUUCACAGAGCGUAACGCCUGUUUGUGUCUUCUGGAAUUUCAGCCUGAUGCAGAGUAAUGCCAAUUCCUGGUCCAGUGAGGGCUGUAGGGUGACACAUGCAGGCUCGGAUGUCACAUCCUGUCUUUGUGACCACACUACUAACUUCGCUGUGCUGAUGAAUUAUCUGGAGUCCAAGUGGAGCCCAGAAGAGGAGGUUAUUCUGACCAAGCUGACGUUUAUCGGUUCGGGAGCCUCUCUCUGCGCUCUGUUGGUGACGCUGAUGCUGUUCACCGUGCUGGACAUACCCAAAUCCGACCGGACAUCCAUCCAUAAGAACCUGUUCAUCGCUCUCAUCUGUGCCCAGGUGGUUCUACUCUGCAGUGGCUCAGCCAUCCACAAUAAGGUGGCCUGCACACUAGUUGCAGCCCUACUACAUCUCUUCUUCAUGGCGGCCUUCAGCUGGAUGCUGGUGGAGGGCCUUCUGCUGUGGAGCAAAGUGGUCACCGUCAACCUCAGUGAAGACCAACACAUGAAGUACUACUAUCUCAUUGGCUGGGGUCUGCCGGUGCUGAUUGUGACCAUCACGUUGGCUUCAGCCUCAGGAAAGUACUCGGCUGAUGGCCACUGUUGGCUCAGUGUUCAGAAUGGCGUCAUCUGGGGCUUUGCCGGGCCAGUCAUCUUCAUCAUCACGGUGAAUAUCAUGGUUCUCGCCAGGGUGGUGGUCAUCACCAUCUCCACAGCCAGGAGGAGGUCCAUCAUGCUGGCCUUGGGCGCCAGUCCCAUGGAACAGGCCUACGAGCAGUUCAGGGCUGCUGUGAAAGCUGUAUUAGUACUCCUACCCAUUCUUGGGCUGACCUGGAUCUGCGGGGUCCUGGUACCCCUCUCCAUCAUCAUGGCCUACAUCUUCAUCCUCCUCAACUCCCUGCAGGGCCUGUUCAUCUUCCUGAUAUAUGGGGUGUACAACACAGAGGUUCGAAGCACAGUCAACAGGAUCAAGGAGAGGAGAAAAGCUCUUAAUUUCUCAAACUGUGCCAGUUCCAGACCUUCCAGCUCAGUUGCCAGCUCUCGCCCUGCCAGUUCCCCACUACCCGGCCCCAUCGGUCCCCACACACCAAGCCAAGGGGAGGAGGCGAUCCCCCUGCCCACCCCCACCUACACCCAACCCCACACUAUGGCUGUGGACAGGGGAGAGAAGGUGGGGGAGUGUGCUGAGGGUCAGCUGUCUAUUCCUUGUGCUCCAGAGAGACAAGAAAAUCGCCGGAGCCACACUACAAAUGGCAUCCAGCAUAGAAAGGAAUCUCCUUCUUCAAAGACGGAUGGCUCGCCGGCUGGCUGUAGUCUCCACGUGCCCAUGGAGCUGGAGUUUACCACUUCCUGUUUCCCUCGAAGCCCCGCCCACCAGAAACGUUCCGGCCUGGUCUGCAUAGACUGACCUGACCUUUGUAACCCUGACUGUGGUUUGCUUUUAUUACCAUUAUUAUCUUUAGAAUUCACUUGAUGAAAAAUGGCUGAUUCAGUUUGGGGUUUGUUUUGUUGUUUUUCUCCUUCUGAUAAUAUCUGUUGUUGUUUUUGCUCAUCUCUCUGAUACCGCUUUGUAGCAGCACGUGGACGUUUCUCGAGUUUGUAUUGUCAGGGGUGCAUGGACAGCAGUUCAUGUACUGUCACUGGUGGUUGCUUGUGAUGCUCGUAAGCCAGGAUUCACAGCUUAUUUUAAUGUUGCACCUUUUCUUGUGCAAGGUUUUUCCCCUGCUUUUUUUUCUCCUGUUUCUUGUUUCUACUUCUUCUGUUCAUUCUUUCCUGUGUUGUUCCUCUGUUCGUGUGUCAUGGCCGCGCUUGCCGUAUAUGUGCUUGUAAAAUUAAAGCAAUUUAAUAACGUGUGUGUGGGUAGUCGGUCGGCUUGCUGCUCUAGAAAAGGAGAAAUACCAUCCAGCACGCUUCCCUUGUGUGUUUCUCUCCCAUCGUGUCUUAUAAAAUAGUUCCUUUAGGUCACGUCUGGACCCGCACACAUAACCAAGUAGGGCUGGCUUCAAUUAAUUGUUUUCCCAAUUCGAAUCGAUCUUUAUCAUAAUGAUCUGAUUAUUGAUUCAUUUAAUCCCUGAAUCGAUCUUUUGAUGGUUCCCACCCAUUUAUACCAAGUCCAGUUGCACUUGAUUCAACUCCUUUGGAUUCCCCCCCAUUGAUGUGUGAAAUGGAAAUAACAGACCGGAAACUGUUUUGGGGUCAAUUCUUAAUGUAAACAUUAAUAUUUUUGAUAAUGCCCCAGGUUAGAGGGUUCCUUGUACAGUUUACAGCAUUAGCUAUUUCAUAUCCAAUCAAAAUUGGUAUUAUAGCUGAAAUACCCUUAACUGAAUUGGUAUUGAAUCACAAAUCAAAUCAGUUUGGGAAAUCAGUGGCGAUACCAGCCCUGUAACCAAGCAUUUUUGCACAGACGAGCCAAGUAUGCAAUUCAAAAUCCCACCAUUUAUUGUAUGGAGCUGAAUUUGGCGGCACCAGAAAACAAACAAACAUACAAACAAAAAAUAAGUUAUUUCAGGAGUUUCCUUUUAAAAGGAAAUUAAACGUGCCAGCUCUUUUGUAACUGACACCAAAGUAGAACUGUUAAUAUUUUCAAUAUUUAAGUUACUCCCUAUUGCAUGU
This is a messenger RNA of Lampris incognitus (smalleye Pacific opah), 4748 nucleotides long. RefSeq names its product adhesion G-protein coupled receptor D2. Bases 202 to 3543 code for a protein of 1113 amino acids. The record is from RefSeq and is a predicted model, not a curated record. Gene Ontology annotation, biological process: adenylate cyclase-activating G protein-coupled receptor signaling pathway; cell surface receptor signaling pathway. NCBI's taxonomy places the organism in Eukaryota, Metazoa, Chordata, Actinopteri, Lampriformes, Lampridae. Gene Ontology annotation, cellular component: membrane. The transcript is spliced from 25 exons. Gene Ontology annotation, molecular function: G protein-coupled receptor activity.